Aplosporella prunicola CBS 121167 is the source of this 474-nucleotide messenger RNA. RefSeq lists its product as uncharacterized. The transcript is spliced from 2 exons. Gene Ontology annotation, molecular function: DNA binding. The record is from RefSeq and is a predicted model, not a curated record. Bases 1 to 474 code for a protein of 157 amino acids. Gene Ontology annotation, cellular component: nucleus. Lineage: Eukaryota; Fungi; Ascomycota; Dothideomycetes; Botryosphaeriales; Aplosporellaceae.
AUGUCUGACUGGGACCAAGUCACCAAGAUUGGCAGCCGCGCCCGUGGUGGCGCCGCCGGCCCCCGUGAGACGGUCAUCCGCGGAACCAGCGCUCUGAAUGCUGCCCAGAGGAGCGGUGCUUCCAUCUCGACGGAGAAGAAGUACGGCACCACCAAUGCUCGCCCGGCGGUCGAAGGCCAGCACCUGACGAAGGUGGACCGUAGCGACGACAUUGUGAAGCCGAAGACGGUGGGAACCAAGGUGGGCGACGCGAUCAAGAAGGCGCGCGCCGAGGCCAAGAACGACAAGGGCAACACGAUGACACAAAAGGACCUGGCAACCAAGUGCAACACCACGCCAACGAUCGUGGCCGACUUCGAGCGCGGCACGGCGGCACCCGACCAGAAGCUGCUCGGCAACAUGGAGCGCGUCCUCAACGUCAUCCUGCGCGGGGACAAGAUGGGCCAGCCGAAGUUCCCCAACAAGAAGAAAUAA